Molecule: messenger RNA, 375 nt
Organism: Knipowitschia caucasica
Lineage: Eukaryota; Metazoa; Chordata; Actinopteri; Gobiiformes; Gobiidae
Source: the annotation of a GenBank genome assembly
AUGACCAAGGCCAUUGCUCUGAUAUCCUGCACCCAUCCUCAGGGACUGAGCUCACAGCCGUACGUGUGGGCUGCUGCAGCCGUAUCCACGCAUCUACCACACUACAAGUACACGGUGUUCGGGGUCCUCUGUGAUGCUGAGGAUGGAGACAGUUCAGUCCUCACCGAUGCAGAGGAUGCAGAGGAUGCAGAGGAUGCAGAGGAUGCAGCGCACGGAGAGGAGGCUGCUGACCGCUGCGUGUGGGCUGCACUUCGUAUCACGAUCACCGCGUUUCCUGAGCGUCUCCCCCGGACCCAGGGCACCAUGCUUCGGCACAGACACUGCGGACUGCCGUCACUGGUUCAGGAGGAAAAUGGUGUCUUUGUUGCGGGCUGA